AUGCUGUCCAUUGAGGAAAUACUAGCUCUCGCUGAGCCCAACGCUGAGUUCACAGAGCUUCAACGGGCCAGCCCAAUCAAGGUCGGCGCAUGGAACAAGAAUACGGACCUCAAACAGAUCCGAGGCAUCAUGGCCAAGGUCCUCGAGGCCAAACUCGCGGCCAAACCCGACCCAUCUACCCUGCCCUACGUCGAAGAAGACGUCCGCAUCACCGUGAGAGAUAGGACAGCGAUUGCCGUUCGCAUCCACAAACCCAGAGCCGUCGCCAAUGAUGGCUGUCCUGUUCUUGUAGCGUUCCACGGUGGCGGGUUCGUCAUUGGCGAUCUGGAGGGCGUGGGUCCCCUCUGCCAGCUCUUUACAACACUCGGUGGCAUUGCAGUGAACGUGGACUAUCGUUUGGCUCCAGAGCACCCCUUUCCUAUCCCCGUGCAGGAUUGCUUCGAUGCUGUGAAAUGGACCGUCGAUAACGCGAAAAACCUUGGAAUUAAUUUAUCGAAAGGCAUUCUCGUCGGCGGCGAGAGUGCAGGCGCGGACUUGGCGUUGGGUGUAACCCGCCUUUGGAUCGACGAGAAACAGACGCCAGAGCUGACGGGCAUAUUCUCGUCCAUCUCCGGAGCCGUCACCGAAGACACCGUUCCCGAAACGUACCGAGAUCGUUUCUUGAGUCUGAAGCAGAAUGCUAGUGCCCCAGUCGUGACCGCAGACUCGAUCGAGUUUAUCAGAGCAAUGUACAAGCCGGACCCGAGAAGCCCGGUGGCGUACCCUGUCAUCUCGCCGGACCUGACUGGCAUCCCUAGAACGUACUUCCAGGCUUGUGGGCUGGAUCCCGUGCGAGACUGCACGCUUGUCAUGGAGCAGGUUUGGAAGGAUGCGGGAAUACCAACCAAACUGGAUGUCUAUCCUGGUCUACCUCAUGGAUUUUGGGCACUGUUUCCUCAAGCAGACUUCAGCAAGAAACACCAAAGAGAUCAAAAGGCUGGUCUGGAGUGGUUGUUACACAAGGACUCGGCAUAG
Messenger RNA from Colletotrichum paranaense, 1014 nucleotides. RefSeq lists its product as uncharacterized. The record is from RefSeq and is a predicted model, not a curated record. Gene Ontology annotation, molecular function: hydrolase activity. Lineage: Eukaryota; Fungi; Ascomycota; Sordariomycetes; Glomerellales; Glomerellaceae. The transcript has 4 exons. The coding region runs from base 1 to 1014 and encodes 337 amino acids.